AUGGUUGAACCCCAACAGCAGCCCAUUGAGGAACCGGCGCAGAUUGCACCGUCAGCCGAGCCGGUCGCUCCCGAGCCCGCUGCGCCUGUGGCAGUAGCGGAAGCGGCGGUGGCAGUGGCGGAAGCCCCCGAGGCGGCUCCAGCGCAGGCGGCUCCUGCCCCGAGCGCAGAGCCCUCGGAGCGCCCGCCGAGGCCCGCACCGGAGCGCCCUCCUCAGCCGACGGGUCGUGAGCCCAUCAACAUGAAGGCGCUUCUCGAGGCCGGUGUGCACUUCGGACACCAGACCCGCCGGUGGAACCCCACCAUGAAGCGCUACAUCUUCACGCAGCGCAACGGGAUCCACAUCAUCGACCUGCAACAGACGCUGGGCAUGAUCAAUGAUGCCUACAAGGACAUGACCAAUUUGGUCGCCAAUGGCGGGAAGGUCCUUUUCGUGGGCACCAAGCGGCAGGCGCAGGAAGUGAUCCAGUCCGAGGCUGACCGCUGCGGGAUGUGGUACGUAAACCAGCGGUGGCUGGGCGGGACCCUGACAAACUUCCAGACCAUCCGUACACGCAUCCAUUACAUGCUGGAGCUGCAGCAGAAGCGUGACCAAGGAUAUUUCCGCCUGCUCCCCAAGAAAGAGGGGGUCAAGAUGCGGGAUACCCUGAACCGGCUGGAGAAAUACUUCACCGGAAUGCGGGAUAUGACCACGGUUCCCCAAGCCAUUUUCGUCAUAGACAUUGGCCGGGAGAAUAUCUGCGUGGCGGAGGCCCGUCGCUUGGGUGUCGAAGUCUUCGCAAUAGUCGACUCGGACUGCAACCCGGACCUGGUGGACCACAUCAUCCCAGGCAACGACGAUGCCGUACGCUCCAUCGCUUGGUCACCAACCGGAUGGCCUCCGCAGUGCUGGAAGGGCUGGCGCAGCGGGAAGCCACUCUGCAAGCCGAGAUGGAUGAAAUGCAGGCGCUGGCCGCCGAGGCUGCGGGGCUUUCCGGACCGGAGGAUCUGUCGGAACAGGAAGGCCUGUCGGAACGGGAGGACGCGGCGCUAA
Molecule: messenger RNA, 1032 nt
Organism: Geodia barretti
Lineage: Eukaryota; Metazoa; Porifera; Demospongiae; Tetractinellida; Geodiidae
Source: the annotation of a GenBank genome assembly